AUGAUGGAUUUGAUGGAGCUCGACAUCGCUCCCUUUGCAGGUGAGCAGUUCGCACAAGGAGAGGAGACCAACCUUGCAGAGCUGCUCCUCACAGCAGCAAGAGACUCUCCAGAUGGGGUGUGCCUGGAAGGCGAGGAGGGUGAGGGAGCGGGGGCGCACACCUUCGCGCAGCUGGCGGGCAUCGUAACCCCACUUCGGCAGGUGCUGCGGCGCCUGCUGAGGUCCCUGGAGUCCACGACAUCCGCUUCGAAGUCGAAGAAAAGUGGUGAAGACCGUGUGGAGCCUGUAGAGCCCCACCAGCGCCGAUGGGACGAGCAUGUGGUGAUCAUCGUCUUGGACCGUGGGAUGACGAGCAUUGCCGCCGCGCACGCCGUCAUGUUGGAGGGCUGCGCCUACAACGCCUUCGACGUCAGCGACCCCGUGGAGAAGCUGCGCUCUUGGGUCGAAGUGUCCUCACCUCCCGUGAUGAUCUCCAGUAGAAGCGUCCUGCAACGUCUGGGGCUGACGGACGUGGCUGCUACCCUUGGUGACUAUCCCCGGAUGGUUCUGGAUGUGGAUGCGGCCCUGAGGAAGGGAGGUGGCCACGUGAGCAUUCCGCCGAGAUGCUCGUUGGAGGACUUGGAGCGGCUGGCCUACCUGAUCUUCACGAGCGGGUCCACGGGCAAGCCAAAGGCCGUCAUGGUUCGGCACAAGUCGGCGCUCAACGUCGUUCGAAUCUGGCGUGCCUACGUAGACCUCCAGGCGGAUGAUCGAUUCGCGCAGGUGGCCUCGAUGUCUUGGGACGUGCACAUUAUUGAAGUCUAUGGUGCCAUGGCUGCCAGGGCCACCAGUGUAACGUGUCCCGACUUGAUCAAGAAGUCCGGCCCCGACAUGCUCAAAUGGUUGCGGCAGAAGCGGAUCACGGGCAUGAGCGUCGUGCCCUCGCACCUCCGCUCCAUCUCGGGCAGCGGGGACGUGUCGAUGUCCCGGGCUGGGUUGCCUCAGCUUCGCAUCGUGGACGUCGGCGGGGAGGCCUUGGGGGCUGAUGUCGUCAACACUUGGGCCGAAGGACGCCGGCUCUUCAACAGCUAUGGCCCCUCGGAGAUCUCCGUGGUGUGCACCGGCGGGUACGUGAAGCCCGGGGAUGUCAUCACCAUCGGCAAGGAGCUGCCAACCUACGGCGUCCACAUCCUGGACCCGGAGUCCUGGGCCGUCCAGGCACCUGGGCAGCGGGGAGUCUUGUUCAUCAGCGGCAUUGGCCUUGCACGCGGCUACUUGCAAGAGGAGGAGAAGACCCGGCAGAAGUUUGUGCACGUCCCUGGCCUGGGCCGUGUCUACAACACCGGGGACCUGGCGUCCCGGGAUGCGGAGGGCAGGAUUCAUUUCCAUGGUCGCGUGGACUGGCAGGUGAAGGUCCGGGGCAUCCGAAUCGAGCUGGAGGCACUGGAGCAGGCGAUCCUUGAACUCGACGCCGUGAGCCACUGCGAGGCUCGUGUGGUGAACGAGGAGCUGAGCCUCCUCGUCUCCCUACGAGAAGGCGAUGCCAUCCACCGCAAUGCUGACGUCGAAGGGCAGCUGAAAGCCAAGGCCCUGUCCCUCGGCCGCGGCUACAUGCUGAGCCGCGUGAAGUUGGUCCGAGAUGCCGACUGGAAGUUCAACACCUCCGGGAAGCUGCUGCGGAACGUGGUGCCCCUGGACUCCUCCGACUCCUCGGCCCAGAAGGCCGAAAACCCCGAAGAUGCCGCGGAGGCCUUCGACGGGACAGGCGCCUCCGAGCUGGAGCUCCAGCUCGCGGCGUCCCUGGGGCCGACGCUGCAAGUGAAGUGCUGGAACCGGCUCUCGCACUUUCAGGAGGACCUCAGCGUGGACUCCGCAGGCUUCGGCAAGUUUGUCACCGCGCUGAAGCGGCUGGACUCCCCAAGGUUGCAGAGGGUGAACUUCCAGAUGCUCUACGACCAUCCCUCCAUCGCGGCUCUCGCCAAAGCUCUCGCGAAUCUGCAGUUUGAGGACGCGGACUCGGAGGGGGAGGACCUCCUUGAGGAGGGAGCUCUUCCAACGUUUCCAUCGUCCGAGGAGGCUGAUUUCAUGGGCCGUUUUGUCGAGCUCCUCAGGCGCGUGCCUCAUGCCAUUUGCAUCGAGGAAGGCAGCUUCUCCGCCACCUACUGUCACGUCUUUCACAAGGCCUUAGCCUUCCAGCGGAUGCUGCGCAGGCGUUCGUCUGGCAGUGUGGCAGUAUCACAGCCGCUUGUGGCUGUCUGCUUCCGGUCUGUCGUUGACCUGGUGGCAGGCAUGUUGGCGACCCUUUUCGAAGGUUUCGCCUGCUGCGUCCUGGAGUUCACCAGCCCGGGAGACAUCAUCGAUCGACUGCGGGCUGUGCAGCCCCUGGCGGUGCUGGGCAAUGGGGCGGACAUGUUCCGACCCGUUGUGGAGCAUUUGGCCACUCAAGCGCAGGGCCCUGUUUGGGUUGAUGUUCGGGAGGCGACCCGGCAGAUGCUCCAACUGACGCGUCCCCUCAAGCCGCGCUCGGCGAGCCCCGGGUUUGUCCACCUUGCCACCGAAUCCAACUUGAAGGAGUUGGAAGCAGACUGCCUGGCACUUUCAGGCUUGCGCAGUUCCAUGUCGGCGUGGCGGCAGCAGCUGCCGCUAGAAGUCGGCACCCGGUUCCUCUCAACGCUGCCAGUGGGUGAUGCUUCUGGCCUGGUAGCCUUAUGGAGCAGCUUGUCAGCUGGAGCCACGUUUGUCACCUCCAAUCCAUUCCAGCCGUCGCAGGCGGUUUCCCCGCUGGCGCUCUCGAUUUCAGACAAACGGCCUGCAAUCCUCGCCUGUACCGCCAGGGAACUCGCGGCCACCAGUGCGGAAGUGCAGCCUCAAGGAUCUCAAGGUCUGCAGACGCUCUGCAUUAGCCACGGUGGCAGAAGCGGUGACCUGAAGGGCCUCGCGCUGAAUUGUGGGGGUGUUCGACUCCUGUCCGUGGAGGGCCUCUCCGACCCCGCGGCGUUCGAGGCCAGCGCCGAUGACCUUGUGAACUCGGAGUCGCAAGCAUCGGAAGAUCUUGCUCCAACGCUACAUCGUCAAAGUUCUGCUCAAUCGACUCAGUCGACAAUGACAUCCCUCGCAGACUACGUCCUGCAAUUGUCCGUCGACCAAAGCAAGCACUGGGGCAACCGCGCCUGGCCCCGGCUGUGUGCAGUGGUCCAGGGCGUGCUCAUCUUCUCGCAGCCGUUCUUCGUGGCAUCUCGCUUGCUGAUCGCAGAGCGCGUGCUGCUCCCCUUUGCUUUGUCAAUGCCUCUUUCCGUUGCCUUGAUGGUUCUCGUGGCGCUGUUGGUUGCCGAGCAAUUUCUUCGAUUUGGCGUGCUCUUCGUGGCGAAAUGGCUCCUCAUCGGUCGCUACAGGCCGGGGGAGUUCGACAUCUACAGCAUGAUGUACCUGCGGCACUGGAUCGUCGAACACCUGGCGAAAGGCUCCAUCGUGGGCCAAAACGCACAUCAAGGCAGCAGCCUGGCGUUCCUCUUCGUUCGCAACUUGGCGCUCAAGGCUCUGGGUGCGCGCACGUCCGUGUCGGCUGUGCUCACGGCCAGGGUCGUAGCCUACGACCUGGUCAGCGUCGGAGAGCUAGCAACGGUUCACGGGCCGCGCCAUCUGACGGCGGUCAGCUAUAGUGACCGCUCCAUGCGACUUGAUGCGGUGAGUGUUGGUGCCGGAGCCUACAUCGGGCCAAACUGCACCCUGGAACCAGGAUGCACAGUACGGGCUGGAGCAUACGUGGAACCGCUCUCGUCCGUCCGUAAGGGGCAGACCGUGUCUGGUCGUGCCAACGGAGUCCCAGCUGUGGAGGUGGCGCACAGGGAAUUGAGCCGGACGCCAAAGCCCGAGGAAGUCGCGUCCUUCGUUCGCUGGGCGGCAAGUUUCUCCACAGGCUACUGGCUGCUGAUGCUACCUCAAGCUGUGCUUCCUCUUGUUCUCGUGGUGUUGAUGAAGACGCUGGGUGACAUGGGUGGCAUGGGUGGCAUGGGUGACAUGGCCAUGAGCGACGGCCAAGGUGCGGAAGAGAGUAUGGGGAUGCUGGCGCCUCUGGAGCUGCUGGGCCCUGUCCCAGAUGCCCUUAGCGGCACUGCCUCUGGUGCCUUCGAUGCCCUGCCACCGAUGCUGAUGGACCGACUCCAGUGGCUCCCAAUCGUGGCUUUCUUCGCAUCGAUGAUGUCCACGAUCUUCCAGCUGAGCUUCACCAUAGUCCUGUGCCGACUCCUGCCCAAAGUGCGCCCCCCUUGCAGCUUCUCUCUGGCCAGCCUCCGCGCGCAAGUGGCAGCCCUGAAGAUGUCGAUGACCCUUGCAUCUUCGGAGAUGCUCGCAGACGCUUCCAUCGUCCCAGCUUUCAUCCGCCUCUGCGGGGCAAAGUUUGGGCACGGCUGUGCUAUGGGCCUUCAGGUGACGCUUCCGGAGACACUGGAGGUGGGAGACCGGUGCUUCUUUGCGACGGGCAACAUCCUCACCAGCGUCGACGUGGACCUCGGCCGCUUCAAUGUGCCCUGCGUGACCGUGAUGGGCGAUCGAACCUUUCUGGGGAACCACAACCACCUCCCUCAAGGCCUUCCUGAGGGAUGCUUCUGUGGUGUCGGCACAUGGCUUUCGGAGAGGCCGAAAGACGAGAACACUAGCUACUUCGGCAACCCUGCCAUCAAGUUCAGGCGCGUGAGUGAGGGCGCAAAAGUGAUUCAAGGGCCUGAAGCUGCGAGCUGGCAAGCCCGUGCCUGGCACCAUUUCAGCACAAGCAUCAUGGACGUGUUUCUCUAUCGAGGAGUCCAAGGAUCCACCGUUGCCAUUGCUUUCUACUUGGGACGCUUUGCGUGCCCAUACAUUUCAAAAUGGUGGGAGGUCUUGGCCCUACUGGGCAUCUACACUGCCUCCUCACUCACAUCCUGGUACUUGUUCUCUGUGUUGCUGGGCAACGCCCUCUUCAACGGGAACGCCCCAGCGAGCAACGCAUACUACUCAACGGCCGUAACCCGGUGGUUCACCGCCCUGACAGCGCAGCAGCGCGUGUUCAAGCUUCCGUUCCAGACAGCGGGCAGCUGCUGGCAGGCGCCCAUACUGCGGCUGCUAGGUGCGAAGAUUGGUCGGCGCUUCUUCUGCCUGAAUGAGCUCGUCCUGGUGGAUGCACCGUUCACCCAGAUCGGUGAUGACGUCACAGUGGACUACGAUGGGCAAGUGCGAUGUCACUCCUUUGAGGACUUUCGACUAAAGUUCAAGCGCUACACGAUCGGCAGCAAGGUGAGGAUUAUGGCGGGUGCCAGCGUGGCAAUGUGCGAUGCAGGAGAUGGCGCCGUUCUACGGCCUGGAAGCAUCACGUGGAAGGGGACCGACCUGGCCCCGGAGACCACGUACGACGGCGCCCCGGCCGAGUCCCUCGACCCGGAGAAGGGCGAGGUGAAGCAGUGGACCUCGAAGUGA
Molecule: messenger RNA, 5427 nt
Organism: Symbiodinium natans
Lineage: Eukaryota; Dinophyceae; Suessiales; Symbiodiniaceae
Source: the annotation of a GenBank genome assembly